Molecule: messenger RNA, 2954 nt
Organism: Amblyraja radiata (thorny skate)
Lineage: Eukaryota; Metazoa; Chordata; Chondrichthyes; Rajiformes; Rajidae
Product: phosphatidylinositol-binding clathrin assembly protein-like
Exons: 22
Coding region: 159-2180 (673 amino acids)
Biological process (GO): clathrin coat assembly; synaptic vesicle budding from presynaptic endocytic zone membrane; clathrin-dependent endocytosis
Cellular component (GO): clathrin-coated vesicle; synaptic vesicle; clathrin-coated pit
Molecular function (GO): SNARE binding; phosphatidylinositol-4,5-bisphosphate binding; 1-phosphatidylinositol binding
Source: RefSeq, a predicted model, not a curated record
GUGGAAGGGGGACCGGGUGGAUCCUGAAGAUUUUUUUUUUAUAUUUUGUCGGUGGUGGUGGGUGGGAGGGGGGGGAUAAGAACAUUUUUUUUUUCUUCUUUUGUCGCCGUAUUUGGUCAAGAGUGUGCAGCGCCUGUUACCUCAGGAGGGAUCCGAUCAUGUCGGGCCAGUCGAUCACGGACCGGAUCACCGCGGCCCAGCACAGCGUUACCGGCUCGGCCAUCACCAAAGCGGCGUGUAAGGCCACCACACACGAGGUGAUGGGCCCCAAGAAGAAGCAUCUUGACUAUUUGAUCCAGUGUACCAAUGAGAUGAAUGUGAACAUACCGCAGAUGGCAGAUACGUUAUUUGAGAGAGCAACCAACAGCAGCUGGGUUGUGGUGUUUAAGGCAUUAAUCACAACGCAUCAUUUGAUGAUGUAUGGGAAUGAGCGGUUUAUCCAGUAUUUGGCUUCAAGAAACACAUUGUUCAACUUGAAUAACUUUUUGGAUAAAGGUGCCAUGCAAGGAUAUGAUAUGUCGACUUUCAUCAGACGGUAUAGCAGAUACCUUAAUGAAAAGGCACUUUCCUACAGACUAAUGGCGGUUGACUUCACUAAAAUGAAGAGAGGGACGGAUGGAGUAAUGAGAACUAUGAAUACUGAGAAGUUGCUGAAGACGCUGCCUCUAAUACAGAAUCAGCUUGAUGCACUCUUAGAUUUUGAUGCAAAUCCUAAUGAGCUAACUAACGGAGUAAUAAAUGCUGGCUUCAUGCUACUGUUCAAAGAUUCCAUCAGGCUUUUUGCUGCCUACAAUGAAGGGAUCAUCAACUUACUGGAGAAAUACUUCGAUAUGAAGAAAAAUCAGUGCAAGGAAGCCCUGGACAUAUACAAAAAGUUUUUGGCCAGAAUGACAAAGUUGUCUGAAUUCCUCAAAACUGCAGAGCAAGUUGGAAUUGAUCAGGGUGACAUUCCAGAUCUAUCUCAGGCUCCAAGCAGUCUUCUGGAAGCAUUAGAGCAGCAUUUGGCAUCUCUGGAAGGAAAAAAGACAAAAGAAUUCUCUGCAGCAAACAGAGCAACGACCCUAUCGAAUGCAGUCUCCACUCUUUCCAAUACAGGGAUGUCUUUGAGUAAAGUUGAUGAGCGGGAAAAACAAGCAGCUCUGGAAGAGGAGCAAGCUAGACUACAAGCUCUCAAGGCAAAUGAUGCUAUUCCACGUGGACUUCUGAUACAGGAGCAGCGGCAUAAAGAGAUACCAAUGCAACCCCAGUCAGCAACUGCAUCUACCACCGUGUCUCCGAGCUCCACAUCAGGGAAGAGUAUCAACACGUCGACAGCAGUUGAUCUAUUCGCAGUAGCCACACCAGUAUCAAGUACUAACAGUGCACCCAGUCUUUCCAAUGAUAUCUUCAAUAUGCAGUCAGCUUUUGUGCCAACAGUGCAGAGUACCCCAGCAAUAUCGACCUCAGCCAAUGCAUGGGGGGAUGUAUUUAACUCCUUUGCUGAACCAAGUCCUGCUACAUCUACAAAAAUUGAACAUUUUCCUGAGGCAGACAUGUUUGAUGCAGAUUCUUUCACCUCAAAAGGACCAGCUCCUGUUCCUGAAGUUAUUCCUAACCAUGAUCCUUUUCUUGGAUUUGCUCCUCAAGCUGUCCCUCAGAUGAUUGCUCCAACAGCAAUGAAUGUGGACUUUGACUCAGUGUUUGGAGCUAAGUUGGGUGCCAAUGAUGCCCAGAAUGCAAGCGGGUUUGGUCAACCAGGUGAAAUGUUGAUGCCAACUCUCCUCGCCAAAAAUCAGACAACAACUGCAGUGAACCAGCAGAAUAACAAGCUAUUAGCAACUGACCUGGAUUCAUCCCUUGCCAACCUUGUGGGCAAUUUGAAUUUUGGAGGAACCCCAAUGAAAAAAAUGGAUCAACAGUGGAUCCAGAGUGGGGAGAGGAAAUUGACAGGAGGAUCAAAUUGGCAACCAAAGACCGCUGCAUCAACCUCCUGGAGUGCCACACCAAUGAAUGUUCCUCCAAUGGUGCCGCCGCCAAUAUCUUUCCCAGUGUCAACACCUCAAGUGCCUGUAUAUGGAAUGGUACCUGGAAUGGGGACAGUGCCUGUGGUAGCACAGCAGCCAAUGAUGUAUCCUCAGACUGUAAUGAGGGCAACUAAUCCAUUUGCACCAGUUAAUGGAGCUCAGUUGCAGUUCAUGUAGAGACAGCAAUGAUAUAUCAACACACAGUACAGUAAGCACCAAAUAUCUGGAUGAAGGCAGAUGAAAACAGGCCAAGACUUGGGGCUUAAUCAUCAUUUUAAAAAUCUCAUUGAACUCGCAUUACCUUACUGCUUCCUAAUCUCUAACUUUUUAAUGAAGAAAUGCUGAAUGGAAAACAAUCCAAUCUGUAUUGAAUGAUUAUUAUCUGAGUGAGCAGGCUUGAAAUGAUGUUCAUAUUUAUUGACCUGUUCAGUGCGGUUUCUUUUCUCUGCUGAACGAAAUUGAAACAACUGUUCUAACCGCAAGAACAUGAAAGCUACCAGUAAUAUUAACAAGUAAAUGGAAACCUGAAAAGGAAUCAUCGGAUUCAGACACAUUCAAAAACAUUUCUUAGAUCCUGUCAGGCUGCUUGGGUUGGUUUAUUAACCUACAACCAGAUAAGUAUUUCAAUGCACAACAUUGAAAAUUAAAGUUUCUAUUGACAGUUGUUUACUUCCUUGUUCCUUUUGAUCAGCUUGGGAGGAUUUCAUCCUUUUAUGACUGGGUGCAUUGUAAUACAUGAUUUUGUUUUUGUCAGGCAACUGUUACUGGGAAUAUCAUUGUGCUUUGCUGUGCAUAAAAUGAGUAUUAAUUUUACAGUAUGUUUGAAAAGAAAGUAUAAUACAUAUAUCUGUGUGGUGUUUAUUCUGGAUAACUUCAAAUCAUGAAAUUAGCAUUUUUUUAUACAGUUAUCACUAACCUUUCUCAAUAUUAAAGUUAAGACUAGAAAUUGAA